UCGGGUCGGGUCUUCAUCGUCGCGUCCCGCGAGCUCGGCCAAAUCUCUGCCUCAUUCUUCGGCUCCGUACUCCUCACUCCUACUCCCCCGCCCGGCGUCAUGGAUCGCAGGAACCGCCCGCCUCCGACGAGAUCCGAGCUCUACUCCACCGUCGUCAUCCACCAUAACUCCGACUCCGACGAAGAGAAGCAACGAGAGGGCGACGACAUAUACGCCACGAUGGUCUACAAGAACGACGCCGGCGGCGGAGAAGGAGGAGAAGAGGAGGAGGAGGAGGACGACUCCUCCUUGCCUCCGCUCCUCAAACGCCUCCCCAAGGACUUCGGCGGCGGAGCCUCGAUCGACUACGACAACGACCCCGAGGACUUCGGCACCAUGAUCGUCAAAACCAGCCGCAACCGGAGCAGCAAAGCUUCCCCCUCCUCGUAUUCUUCCUAUUCUUCUCCGUUGCCGGCCUCGGUGAAGGGCGGGGGCUUGGAUUACUCGGAUUUCCACAAUAGCAGCUUGAAGAAGAGGAUCGAGACUUUCGAGGAUGACGACGAGGACGACAAUGGCGGCGAUUUCUCGACGUUCGUGGUGAAAACGAACGAUAGGGAGUCCGUCAGCGGGACGGUGGUGAGGAGGACUGGUGGUGGUGGUAGCGGUAGCGGUGGUGGUGCUGGUAGUUUUAAGGAUUCAACCAUGGGGAGGGCCGUGGCGAGCAUGCAGGCCGUUGGAGAGGGGGGAUUUGGAGGUAAACAGCAGAGGAAGGGAAGUGGAUCCUCUUCUUCGCAGGGGGAUGAAGGGGCGAGGCCCGCCAGUAAGAUCUCUUCGAGUUCGAUGCCAGAGAGCAUCACGAGAGAGGAUCCUACUUCUAAGUAUGAUUUGCUUAGUGAGCUAGGAAAAGGUUCAUAUGGUGCUGUUUAUAAGGCCAGAGAUAGAAGAACGUCUGAACUUGUCGCCAUCAAAGUGAUAUCAUUGUGUGAAGGGGAGGAGGGAUACGAGGAAAUUCGAGGCGAGAUUGAGAUGUUGCAGCAGUGUAAUCAUCCCAAUGUUGUGCGUUACCUUGGAAGCUACCAGGGGGAGGAGUAUCUUUGGAUAGUCAUGGAGUAUUGCGGGGGUGGAAGUGUCGCUGACCUAAUGAAUGUCACUGAAAAGCCUCUAGAGGAGUAUCAGAUAGCAUAUAUCUGCAGGGAAGCUUUGAAGGGCCUCUCUUAUCUGCAUUCAAUUUUCAAGGUCCAUAGAGAUAUUAAAGGGGGAAAUAUUUUGUUGACUGAACAAGGGGAAGUCAAGCUGGGUGAUUUUGGGGUAGCUGCGCAACUUACCAGGACCAUGUCCAAGCGUAACACGUUUAUUGGAACUCCACACUGGAUGGCUCCAGAAGUUAUUCAAGAAAACCGCUAUGAUGGAAAGGUGGAUGUCUGGGCUCUUGGUGUGUCUGCAAUUGAAAUGGCAGAGGGACUUCCUCCUAGAGCAUCAGUCCAUCCCAUGAGGGUAUUAUUUAUGAUAUCAAUUGAACCAGCUCCAAUGCUUGAGGACAAAGAAAAAUGGUCCCUUGUUUUCCAUGAUUUUGUUGCGAAGUCCCUUACAAAAGAACCGCGUUUGCGCCCUACUGCAUCUGAGAUGCUAAAGCACAAAUUCAUUGAAAAAUGCCAAUGUGGAGCUUCUGCAAUGUUGCCAAAGCUUGAAGAAGCAAGGAAAAGCAGGGCCUUGAUGGAACAAGCACAAAGUGUUGCUCCAAUUUUGUCCGUGGAUGGUGUACCUGAAGGUCCACAAGUUAAUGAGGACUAUGGCGAUACCGUUCCUUCCAAACCUCACAUUGUUGGACCAAAAGUAACAAAUGAGAUAUUGGCGAGUAGCACUAUUAAGAAGCAGCCAGCAUUGGGUAGCUUGGGAGAAACCAAAGAAGGUGAUUUCGGGACUGUCAUAGUUCAUGAUGGGGAGAAGAUUGACAAGACAAUUUCAUCAACAGAGACUUCAAAUGCCGAGCAGUUGCCCGCAGUGUCGCAUGUAGAUAGCCCUUCAUUGCCCCAAGAUGGCAGCAAAUCGGCUCAUUUCAGGGUGGAUAAUAGUGUUGGUGUUGCUGCAAAUAGUACUUCAGUUGGAGAACUACAUCAAAAUGCGCACAGCCUUGAAGCAGCUUCACCAUUAUUUGGCUCUCCUGAGCAAAAUGUGAAAAUGGCAGAGAGCCAAACACAAGUUGGAAGCGGCAAUGAUGUGAACAACAGCCUUUUAAAAAAUGAAACCAUCAGUAAAAAAGCUUUUGCAUUACAGGAUAAGCUUUGGUCCAUAUAUGCAGCUGGUAACACUGUGCCAAUUCCUUUCUUGAGGGCAACCGAUAUUUCUCCUAUUGCUCUCUUGUCCGAUAAUGUUCUUGGCAGUGCACAAAGAGAUAAUAGUGGCAGCAUAACUACAGAAACAUUGCAAGAGCUUUUUGCUGGUGAUGGACAGAUAAAGAAGGGCCGAAGGGGGCAAAAUGAGAUGCCUCUUCCUCCGAGUGUUUAUCGAAGACUCACUUCGAGCUCCACACUGCUGAAUUUGGCCCAAGCUUUAGCCUACCACAAAAUGUGUCAUGAAGAGAUGCCCCUCCAGGAACUGCAAGCAGAGCAAGCACAACAGACUAUUCAAAAUCUCUCGGACACGCUUCGCACUAUACUCCGUUUGUAGAUAAUGCAUCAAGAAAGUGUACAUAGUUGUUUGUUGUUUUUGUUCAUUGCCGUUCUUUUCUUCGUCCUUCUCUUAAUUUUCAUGUGGGUAGAGUUUUGAGAGCACCGAGAAGACGACUUUGGCCAACCUCUGGUGAGCUGGUGUCCUGCCCGAAAUGAAGCGCAAUAGUUUUUCUGCC
Molecule: messenger RNA, 2824 nt
Organism: Syzygium oleosum
Lineage: Eukaryota; Viridiplantae; Streptophyta; Magnoliopsida; Myrtales; Myrtaceae
Product: serine/threonine-protein kinase 1
Exons: 18
Coding region: 100-2646 (848 amino acids)
Biological process (GO): protein phosphorylation; intracellular signal transduction; regulation of MAPK cascade
Molecular function (GO): protein kinase activity; ATP binding
Source: RefSeq, a predicted model, not a curated record